AUGACUUUGGAAGAAGUUAAGCAGCAACGGGCUAAUACUAAGAAAAGUAUAACCCGCAUCAAAAACCAAGUUGAAGCCAAUGGAAGGGGUGAAGGUAAGACACUUUCGUCAGCCGAGUUGAAGUGCCGUUUGGGGAUUUUGGAGUCAUAUUUCAAGCAGAUACUGACGUAUCAAACCCAAAUUGAGAAAUAUGAUCCUGAUGACAAUGGUAGGCCCGAAAUUGAAGACUUGUACAUCGCAGCGAAGAUGAAUAUUCAAGCGCAACUUGGUGAGGAUGUCCACAAUACAACCAUGUCCGACUCUACAAUUUGUUUUCCUGUUAACAACAAUAAAUUGCCUCAGCUCAAAUUGCCCACAUUUAGUGGUAAGUACAGUGAGUACAAAAAUUUUAUAACGUCGUUCAACCAAGUUAUCGAUCGUGAGUUUGGUCUAUCGAAUAUCGAAAAAUUUAACCAUUUGCUGAACUGCCUCCAAGGCCAAGCAUUGGAAACGGUCAAGGCUUUCCAGAUCACUAAUGAAAAUUACCCAAAGGCUCUGGAAAGGCUGAAAACGCGUUACGACAAUAGCUCACUGAUUUUUAUGGAAAAUAUUACCACUCUAUUUGAACUUCCAGCCAUGUCCAAAUACAAUUGCGCACAAUUACGAAGUCUCGUUGAUAAUGUUUCUGCUCUUUAUAGCUCUCUUUUGUCUCUAGGCUCAGAUAGUGACAUUGCUAAUUCGAUGCUGAUCUACAUAGUUUUGGAAAAGGUUGAUGAUGAGACAAAAAGAAAAUGGAAAGACUCUUUGGAUUUCACUGAACUGCCAUCAUGGGAUGAUUGCUCCAAGGUUCUUGAAAGGCAUUGCCAAUUUUUGGAAUCGGUUGACACCAGCCAUACAAAUGUGGCCCACCGUAAGCCUGACAAUCAUCAAUCUGGUAAGUCCAAAUAUAAAAGCUCAAAAACUGGCUAUUCUUUUUCGGUUUCGAAACGUGUUUGUGUUCUUUGCACAAAAACUGACCACACAAUUACUCGUUGCCCUCGCUUCAAAGAUAUGGAUGUCGGUCAACGUUUUGAAAAUGUCAAACGACUAGGGCUUUGUCUUAAUUGUUUGUCAAAAGGGCAUCAAGUUAACAGCUGUUCCUCUACAUUCAAGUGCAAAUCUUGUUCUCGCUUGCAUCACAGUUUGCUUCAUCGGUCUCAGUCAGCUUCUAGGCCCUCGUCCCCGACUGCUGAACCAUCUACUUCUCGUGCUGCCUUGAAUGACUCUCAUGCCUCGGUCCAUACUCAUAUGGAAAAAUCCUCACCGGAACAGGUGCUUCUUGCUACUGCCAUGGUUCUAGUUCGUGACGCUACAGGUCACUAUCAAUUCGGACGUGCUUUGUUGGAUUCUUGCUCUCAAUUGAAUUUCAUUACGGAUGAAUUUUCUCAAAAAUUGCACUUGCCUCGUAGAAAACAAACUACAGAAGUCGCUAGCAUUGGUAAUACUCAUAGUAAAACGAAAUAUAGGUCGUCAACAAAUGUGAAAUCUCGAGUUACUGAUUUUGAAGUGUCCCUUUCAUUUUGUGUCACACCUCAUAUUUCUUAUCAACCUGAUGCUGAAUUAGACGUCUCAACCUGGAAUUUGCCCCCAAAUACUCAGCUUGCAGAUGAAAACUUUUUCAAAUCAAAACGAAUUGACUUGCUUAUUGGUACAGAAACUUUCUUUGAUAUUUUGUCAGUUGGUCAAAUUAAACUUGGUCCGAAUUUGCCAAAAUUACAUAAAACUCUAUUUGGAUGGAUUGUAGCUGGUCGUUAUUUAUCAAACCAAUCGAACGAUACUGGUUCUUCUUGUAUGCUAUCGAUGGAAGAGGAAGUUGAUUUAAAAUUACAACGAUUGUGGGAAAUCGAAGAAAUUCAAUCUGGCUCAAAUACUUUGACUCCAGAACAAGCUGAUUGUGAAUCGUUUUUCAAUAAUACUGUCCAUCGUGAAUCUUCCGGUAGAAUUGUUGUUAAAUUACCAUUCAAAGAAUCCGCUGACACUUUAGGACUCUCGCGAAAUAUGGCUCUUAAAAGAUUUGCAUCUCAAGAGAGACGAUUUGCUCGUGACAGCAAUCUCAAAUCACAAUAUGUGAAUUUUAUGAAGGAGUAUGAAGAUUGUGGACAUAUGAGUCUUGUUCGUAGUCCCCGCUUAGAUGUGCCUCAUUAUUUCAUCCCUCACCAUUGUGUUUUCAAACCUAAUAGUACUUCAACAAAAUUAAGGGUGGUCUUCGAUGCGUCCUGUCCGUCAUCAUCUCAAAGGUCUCUCAAUGACAUUCUUAUGGUUGGUCCAACGAUUCAAGAUGAGCUGUACAAAAUUUUACUUCGUUUUCGUCUUCAUCGUUUCGUUAUUACAGCUGAUAUAGUAAAAAUGUAUCGGCAAGUGCUUAUUGACUCUUCCCAUAGAAAAUUCCAGUACAUUUUGUGGAGAAAUUCUGAAGAAGAAGAAAUUCGCACUUAUCAGUUGAAUACAGUUACCUAUGGAAUGUCUGCUGCUCCCUACCUAGCCAUUAAAAGUCUUCACUAUCUCGCAGACCAGUACAUGGACCAAUUCGAACUUGGUGCAAAAACUAUAAAGUCAUCAUUUUAUGUUGAUGAUUUUAUCGGUGGUGCAGAUUCAAUAGAAGAAUUGACUAAAAUUAAGACAGAGGUGAAUGAAAUUCUAAUUCGUGGUUCGUUUCAAUUGGACAAAUGGCACUCAAAUCAUAGAAGUUUUCAAGACGACAAAACUAUAAAAGAUCUAAAUAUUGAUGAAUUAGCUGUGACCAAUGCUCUUGGUAUUACUUGGGAUCAACAAAAAGAUGUAUUUCUAUUUUCGUUUACACCUAAAGUUCAAAUUGAUGGAAAAAUCACCAAAAGAACAAUUUUGUCGCUCUCGUCAUCACUUUUCGAUCCCUUAGGACUCUUAGCUCCGCUUAUUAUAAAAUCCAAAAUCAUCAUGCAAGAAUUGUGGAUUCUCAAAAUUGGCUGGGAUGAAUCUAUCCCUCAAGAACUACAUUUGGCUUGGGAAUAUUUUGUUUCUGAUCUCAAAACGUUAAAUUCCCUUGAAAUCCCUCGUUUUUGUCUCGCUGCUGAAUCUCAAUCAGUUCAACUUCAUGGCUUUUGUGACUCAUCAAUUCGCGCUUAUGGAUGCUGUUUCUACUUUCGUGUUAAAACUAAUUCAGGAAAUGUCUCUGUUCGUCUUUUUACUGCCAAAUCUAGAGUUGCCCCGACGAAAAGAAAAUCAUUGCCAAAACUUGAACUAUGUGGCGCACAACUUUUGGCUAAAUUAUACUCUAAAGUCAAAAAUCUUUUCGUGUCUCGUGGUUCAACUGUAGAAGAACUCGCUUCAUCUAUCUGGUUCAAUGGACCAGCAUUUCUCACUCUCGGUGCUAGUAAAUGGCCUCCUAAUAAAAUAGAUCAACUAUCCAUAGAAAAUCAACAAGAUAUCGACCGAGAAAAACGCAAAACUGUACUCUCCCUGGAAGCAACAUCUAAUUACAUUCUGGAUUCGGUUGAAAAUUAUAGCUCAUAUUUAAAAAUUAUUCGUAUUGUUGCGUGGAUGCUCCGUUUUUCUCAAAAAACAAAAACUAAUAUUUUCCAUUCUGAUUCUUUACAGCCCCAAGAAUUAGAAAACGCCUUGCUCAGAAUAGUUUUUAAUCUACAGCAACAUCAUUUUCAAGAUGAUAUACAACGAGCUCUGAAGAAAAAAGAUCCUCAAGGUGCACUAAAGUGUCUCAAUCCCUUCAUCGAUUCAUCAAAUGGAUUCAACUUGCUCAAAGUCGGUGGUCGCUUGGAAUUCGCAGCAAUUUCUGAAGGUCAAAAGCACCCUAUAAUCUUGCCCAGCAAAAAUCAUUUCGUCGACUGUUACGUGCGUCAUCUACACAUCAGCAACUACCACGCAGGACCCAAGGCUUUAAUGUCGUUAAUCCGCCAGAGAUUUUGGAUCAUCAAUUCAAGAAACCUAUGUCGUCGUAUCGUUAAUUCGUGCCCACAAUGCAUUCGUUAUCGCCCAAGGUUGCUUCAACAAAUGAUGGGCAAUUUGCCCGUAGAACGACUUAACCCUUCAAGGCCCUUCGCCAGAUGUGCUGUUGAUUUUUGUGGUCCAGUAAACACUUACCUAAGAAUUAGAGGGAAGGUACCAUACAAGACAUAUAUUGCUGUUUUUGUUUGUCUCGCAACUAAAGCAGUCCAUCUAGAAGUUGUAUCAGACUUAUCAACAGAUGCCUUUAUUGCUGCUCUUAAAAGGAUGAUUGGACGAAGAGGUCUACCCACAGAUAUAUUCUGUGACAAUGCCACCAAUUUUGUUGGUGCAAACUCUAAGUUGGCUCAACUAAAAUCGUUCCUUUUUGAUCCUAAAAAUUCCAAUUUUAUAAUAAAUUAUUGCUCAAAUCAAUUUAUUAAUUUUCGCUUUAUUCCCCCUAGGGCACCACAUUUUGGCGGAUUGUGGGAGGCGGCCGUCAAAUCGGCCAAGGGACACCUAACCAGGACCCUCGAUAACACAAGGCUCACAUAUGAGGAACUUGCAACUGCAAUGAUUGAUAUAGAAGCAAUUCUAAAUUCGAGGCCUAUUUCGCCCCUAUCAUCCGAUCCCAGUGACUUUGAAGCCCUUACACCAGGCCAUUUCCUGAUAGGCGCUCCCUUACGCAGUUUGCCAGAACGUGAUGUCCCUCCAAUUGAAAUCAAUAAACUUGAGUAUUGGGCCCGAAUAAGCGCCAUAAAACAACAUUUUUGGAAGAAGUGGUCCCACGACUACAUAAACGAGCUCCAGACCCGCAAUAAAUGGACUAGCACCAACUCAAAUAUUUGUACUGGCUCCCUAGUAAUCAUUAAAGAAGAUAAUUUACCACCGCAGCGUUGGCUCAUGGGUAAAAUCAUCAAUAUUGUUCGUGGUAGAGAUGAUCGAGUUCGAGUUGUCGACAUCAAAACAACAAAGGGAAUUAUACGUCGCCCUAUCCACAGACUGGCUUUACUAUUUUCUUGA
Molecule: messenger RNA, 4956 nt
Organism: Calliphora vicina (urban bluebottle blowfly)
Lineage: Eukaryota; Metazoa; Arthropoda; Insecta; Diptera; Calliphoridae
Exons: 1
Coding region: 1-4956 (1651 amino acids)
Biological process (GO): DNA integration
Molecular function (GO): nucleic acid binding
Source: RefSeq, a predicted model, not a curated record